GUUUUGGUGGGCGGGGCCCGUGUGCCAGAGGCCCUAUAAAUGCAGGAGGGGUGCGCGUCACUCGGCAGAGUUGAGGACUAGUUCUGCUGGAUACUUUUGACGGGUUUCAUCGCUCAGGGCCGCAGACGUCAACAUGCAGAUCUUUGUGAAGACCCUGACUGGUAAGACCAUCACCCUUGAGGUCGAGCCCAGUGACACCAUUGAAAAUGUGAAGGCCAAGAUCCAGGACAAGGAAGGCAUUCCCCCAGAUCAGCAGAGGCUGAUCUUUGCUGGCAAGCAGCUGGAAGAUGGACGCACCCUGUCCGACUACAACAUCCAGAAGGAGUCCACCCUGCACCUGGUGCUGCGCCUCAGGGGUGGGAUGCAGAUCUUCGUGAAAACCCUGACUGGCAAGACCAUCACCCUGGAAGUCGAGCCCAGUGACACCAUUGAGAACGUGAAGGCCAAGAUCCAGGACAAGGAAGGAAUCCCUCCUGACCAGCAGAGGCUGAUCUUUGCUGGCAAGCAGCUGGAAGAUGGACGCACCCUGUCCGACUACAACAUCCAGAAGGAGUCCACCCUGCACCUGGUGCUGCGCCUCAGGGGCGGGACCCUUCGUGGGUGGGGGUGUUUUUCUGGCACGAGGCCUGGGGGAGGUCUGGUCACGGUGGGAAGAAGCGUCCCCAGGAUUUUGGGUGGCAAGACCCUGACUGGCAAGACCAUCACUCUGGAGGUGGAACCCAGUGACACCAUCGAGAACGUGAAGGCCAAGAUCCAGGACAAGGAAGGCAUUCCCCCAGAUCAGCAGAGGCUGAUCUUUGCUGGCAAGCAGCUGGAAGAUGGACGCACCCUGUCCGACUACAACAUCCAGAAGGAGUCCACCCUGCACCUGGUGCUGCGCCUCAGGGCCCCCAAUGUGAAGGCCAAGAUCCAGGACAAGGAAGGAAUUCCCCCUGACCAGCAGAGGCUGAUUUUCGCUGGCAAGCAGCUGGAAGAUGGUCGUACCCUGUCAGACUACAACAUCCAGAAGGAGUCAACUCUGCACCUGGUGCUGCGCCUCAGGGGUGGGAUGCAGAUCUUCGUGAAAACCCUGACUGGCAAGACCAUCACCCUGGAAGUCGAGCCCAGUGACACCAUUGAGAACGUGAAGGCCAAGAUCCAGGACAAGGAAGGCAUUCCCCCAGAUCAGCAGAGGCUGAUCUUUGCUGGCAAGCAGCUGGAAGAUGGACGCACCCUGUCCGACUACAACAUCCAGAAGGAGUCCACCCUGCACCUGGUGCUGCGCCUCAGGGGUGGGAUGCAGAUCUUCGUGAAAACCCUGACUGGCAAGACCAUCACCCUGGAAGUCGAGCCCAGUGACACCAUUGAGAACGUGAAGGCCAAGAUCCAGGACAAGGAAGGAAUCCCUCCUGACCAGCAGAGGCUGAUCUUUGCUGGCAAGCAGCUGGAAGAUGGACGCACCCUGUCCGACUACAACAUCCAGAAGGAGUCCACCCUGCACCUGGUGCUGCGCCUCAGGGGCGGCUUUUAAGUUGUUGUGCAUCUUGCUUGACACCAGGGUUGCCAGUGGCACUUGUGUUUGCACUGUAGUUCUUCAAUGUCUUAAAUUAAUCCAA
Molecule: messenger RNA, 1595 nt
Organism: Ficedula albicollis (Collared flycatcher)
Lineage: Eukaryota; Metazoa; Chordata; Aves; Passeriformes; Muscicapidae
Gene: UBB
Product: ubiquitin B
Exons: 6
Coding region: 134-1510 (458 amino acids)
Biological process (GO): protein ubiquitination; modification-dependent protein catabolic process
Cellular component (GO): cytoplasm; nucleus
Molecular function (GO): protein tag activity; ubiquitin protein ligase binding
Source: RefSeq, a predicted model, not a curated record